AUGGGCAACCAACAGUCAAGCGGCAAGGACAAGAAAGGCGACAAGGGCGGUGCCGACGGCGUCCCUCUCGGCCGCGAGUACUAUCGCUCCUUCGAGAGAUCCGACACCAAAGACUCGACCCGCUCGCUGCGGAACUCGUUGCGCAAUAAGAUCCCCAUCGCCGCAAAGUCCGACAGUCCACGCAACUCGGUUGCCGGCAUUGGCGAUGCCAACGGCAAGGUGGACAAGUCGGAUGCUGCUUCGACAAAGUCCAAAGGCUCGCGAAGAAACUCGCUAGCUUCAACCCCCGCACCACCCCCCGCCUCAGCCCCCGCCGACGGCUCGACAGAGCCCACAGACAAGCCCGAGUCCGACGCGGACGUGCCCCAAGCACCGCCCUCGCCCGUUCACGGCGCAACGCUCGGAACAGGCCACGAGGGUGUGACCAAGGCCCAGCGAACUGGCGAGGUCGACCACGUCUCUGAUGUUCCGCCCACGGGAGCCGCACAGCCUUCGGCUUCGGCCCAGCCGGGCGAGUCCAUUUUGCAAAAGAAAGACCAGCCUAUUCCCAGGCUGCCGGAGCCUCCAGCGCCAACAGACGGCUCGGGCUCCCCCAUGGAAAUCAGCGCGCUCAAGACAAUGGAUCUCGAUGACAUGAUUCAGCGACUGCUCGAUGCUGCAUAUGCCGGAAAAGUCACAAAGACAGUCAGCCUGAAGAAUGCCGAGAUCUUCGCCAUUUGCUCAGCUGCUCGAGAAGUAUUCCUGAGCCAGCCAGCUUUGCUCGAACUUGCUGCGCCUGUGAAGAUUGUGGGCGAUAUCCAUGGACAAUACACCGACCUGAUUCGAAUGUUCGAAAUGUGCGGCUUCCCGCCAAAUUCAAACUAUCUCUUCCUCGGCGACUAUGUCGACCGCGGCAAGCAGAGUCUGGAAACCAUUCUUCUGCUCCUCUGCUACAAGCUCAAGUUCCCCGAGAACUUCUUCCUGUUGCGCGGCAACCACGAGUGCGCCAACGUCACGCGCGUAUACGGUUUCUACGACGAAUGCAAGAGGAGGUGUAAUAUCAAGGUCUGGAAGGCUUUUGUCGAUACCUUCAAUACUCUGCCUAUUGCCGCCAUUGUAGCCCAAAAGAUUUUCUGUGUACACGGCGGACUAUCACCCAGCCUGUCGCACAUGGACGACAUUAGACAAAUUGCGCGACCUACCGACGUGCCUGACUAUGGCCUGCUCAACGACCUGUUGUGGAGUGAUCCUGCCGACAUGGAGAACGACUGGGAAUCCAAUGAACGCGGAGUUAGUUACUGCUUUGGCAAAAAGGUCAUUAUGGAAUUCCUGGCCCGACACGACUUCGACCUGGUUUGCAGAGCCCACAUGGUUGUAGAAGAUGGUUACGAGUUCUUCACAGAUCGAGUAUUGGUGACUGUGUUUUCUGCGCCAAACUAUUGUGGUGAAUUCGACAACUGGGGUGCCGUCAUGUCGGUUUCUGGCGAAUUACUUUGCAGUUUCGAGCUCCUAAAACCCCUCGACUCAAGUGCGCUGAAGAGCCAUAUCAAAAAGAGCAGGAACAAGCGCCAAAGCAUGCUCAACUCACCACCCGCACACUACGCUCCUCAAAGUUACUAAUCAUAUAUGUUUGGGUAUAGGAUACCCGCGGUACUCCGCCCUCUGCGUCUACAUCCAUAACUCUGACAGAAAACAUUUUGGUACUACAAAAGCCGGGGUCUUCUGAAUUAGCCGAUGAUGCCAGCAUGACAGACGAACGAGAAAAGCGACAUGUUACCAAACAGCCACGGUGCGUGCAAAGGAAACCUGGAUUGGAACGACUGAGCAGUCAAGACGAUGAUGCCUCUAUACCUGUGCCCACGGAACAUGGACACAUCAGAUCGAGCACUUGGGUAGAUACUCGAAGCGAGCCUACUGCAAUACCCAAAAACCCUAGGGCGCCGUUGCUACUGCAAAACACGCAUUCGCACAGCGCUAAACAACUAGGCCAAGAGCAAAGGAAACAGAGGCUCGAAGAAUAGAG
Bipolaris maydis ATCC 48331 is the source of this 2002-nucleotide messenger RNA. NCBI's taxonomy places the organism in Eukaryota, Fungi, Ascomycota, Dothideomycetes, Pleosporales, Pleosporaceae. The record is from RefSeq and is a predicted model, not a curated record.